AUGGUGAAGUUCACAAAGCAAUUCGAGGGGCAGCUUGUGCCCGAAUGGAAAGAUGCUUUCGUCGAUUACUCUCAGCUCAAGAAAGACCUCAAGAAAAUCCAUUUGUUUACCAAUGGAGUUGAGAAGAAGCACACAGAAACUUCUCUCAUCAAAACCAUUAAGUCCUCUUUAGGAAAGCUUUCCCGUUUCGGCAACAAGGAGAGGGAACGACGCGCUAUCCAAGUACAUACAAAGCUUGCUUCUUCUGUAAGUAACAGUGACGUGUAUGAGACGGAACUUCUGGAGAAGAUUGCUGAUGAUACGGAUGCUGCGAAAGAGUUCUUCGCGUGUCUCGACACACAGCUUAACAAAGUGAAUCAGUUCUACAAGACAAAGGAGAAAGAGUUCUUGGAGAGAGGAGAGUGCUUGAAGAAGCAAAUGGAGAUACUCAUUGAGCUCAAAGAUGCUUUCAAACAAAAGGAAGCCAAUGGAGAGUCUACUCAAGAAUCAAAAGAAGACGAUUCCAUAUCAUGCACCAUCUCAUGCGAGGAAGACUCUGUUAGGAGCAGAACAGAACAAAUGCAACUUCAGGAAUCUUGCUUAGAGGAUUUGGAGAACAAUGAAGCAGAAGCAUUGGAAUCUCCGAGAUCAGAAGAACCGAUCAAAACCAACAACGAGGACUCGAAACUAAGGACGGUUUCUGGUCGGGUUUUCAGCUGUCAGGGGAAGAAUGUCAAGAUAAAGAUUCCAUUGACCAAUCCUUCUCGUACAUUCUCAGCUAUCAGUUACUUAAUCAAAGAAGAUUUGAUAAACCAAACUUCAUCGAAGAAAUGUGGUCCAGAUGGAGGAAAUCAGCUCCGAAUCAGCAAGAAAAAACUAAGUCACGCCGAGAAGAUGAUAAAAGGAGCUUUAACAGAACUCUACAAAGGGUUAAAUUAUCUCAAAACUUACAGAAACUUGAACAUGUUAGCCUUCAUGAACAUUCUCAAAAAAUUCGAUAAGGUAACUGGAAAACAAAUCCUUCCAAUAUAUCUCAAAGUGGUGGAAAGUUCUUACUUCAACAGUUCAGACAAGGUGAUAAAUCUAUCAGACGAAGUUGAGGAAUGGUUCAUCAAGCACUUCGCUGGAGAAAAUCGCAGAAAGGCGAUGAAAUAUCUGAAACCGCACCACCGUAAAGAGUCUCACUCUGUCACUUUCUUCAUUGGUCUUUUCACAGGUUGCUUUGUUGCUCUUCUUGCUGGCUACAUCAUUGUGGCUCAUCUUACUGGAAUGUAUAGACAACACUCUGAGAACACUUUCUACAUGGAAACUGCGUAUCCGGUACUUAGCAUGUUUGGACUCUUGUUUCUGCACUUAUUCUUAUACGGUUGCAACAUAUUUAUGUGGCGAAAAGCGAGGAUAAACUAUAGUUUCAUCUUCGAACUUGGUUCGGAAAAUGAGCUCAAGUAUAGAGAUGUUUUCUUGAUAUGUACUGCUUCAAUGUCGGCGAUAGCCGGUGUUCUGUUUGUUCAUCUCUCACUUUUCGCAAAAGGUUACUCCUUUCGACAAGUCCAAGUGAUCCCUGGCCUUCUAUUACUGGUCUUCUUGUUAAUACUAAUUUGUCCCUUGAACAUUUUCUACAAACCGAGUCGCUACAGGCUUAUAUCAGUCAUCAGAAACAUAAUUCUUUCGCCUCUUUACAAAGUCGUGAUGCUCGAUUUCUUCAUGGCUGAUCAACUUUGCAGCCAGGUACCAAUGUUAAGGAACCUAGAAUACAUUGCCUGCUACUAUAUAACCGGCAGCUACGCAACACAAGACUAUGGAUAUUGCAUGAGAGUCAAGUACUACAGAGAUCUCGCCUAUGCAGUUUCCUUCCUCCCAUACUACUGGAGAGCGAUGCAGUGUGCAAGGAGGUGGUUUGACGAAGGAGAAAUAAGCCACUUAGUGAACCUAGGGAAGUACGUGUCAGCGAUGUUAGCCGCUGGAACAAAAGUGGCUUACGAGAAAGAGAGGAGCAUUGGUUGGCUAUGCCUUGUAGUGGCUAUGUCAAGUAUAGCCACAGUUUACCAAUUGUAUUGGGACUUUGUAAGAGAUUGGGGUUUACUUCAACAAAAUUCCAACAACCCUUGGCUUAGGAACCAACUCAUGCUUCGCCAAAAAUCCAUUUACUACUUCUCUAUGGUUCUAAAUCUUGUUCUGAGAUUGGCAUGGCUACAAACAGUGUUACACUCAAGUUUUGAGCAUGUGGAUUACAGAGUGACAGGUUUGUUCUUGGCUGCACUUGAAGUGAUCAGGAGAGGACAAUGGAACUUUUACCGAUUGGAGAAUGAGCAUCUAAAUAAUGCAGGGAAGUUUCGAGCUGUGAAGACAGUGCCACUUCCUUUCAGAGAAGUUGAUGAAGAAGACUGA
Molecule: messenger RNA, 2367 nt
Organism: Arabis nemorensis
Lineage: Eukaryota; Viridiplantae; Streptophyta; Magnoliopsida; Brassicales; Brassicaceae
Source: the annotation of a GenBank genome assembly